UUGCCUUAGGUAAGUGUGUGUGUCCUACCUGUCUUACUCCUCCUGGUUCCUUCCUCUCCUCCAGCAGCUUCAGGGGCCGUGGGAUCAGCAGGAGCGGGGAGUUCUGUCAGAAAUCUAAGGAAGACAAGUUGCCUAUCUGAUGCCCAGAACUGCAGAUAUUUCCCACUGGUCCUGACACCUCAGAGACCACAAGAUGGCACAUAAUGACUUUACUGCAGCCUCGUUCAGAGCUCCUGUUGCUGUUUAUUGUGGCAGCGUACCCAAAAUGAAAGCGGGCUAUGGAUCUAUGAGGAAUGGGAGUGUCGAUCCAAACCUUUGUGGGAACAGAUGGACAGCAGCUGACACAGCUGCGAUUCAAUCUACUCUAAGCUUCCAGAUGAAGAGGUCCUAUCUGUGGGGCAGAGAAGGGGAUGAAUUCCAUACUCAGAUGUCUCUUCCCCUGGAGAUACAAGGGAGAAAUGAUCCCCUAGUAGGGGAAAGGAAAAAGCAAUGGGAGCAGGAAGUGGACAGUGCGGCGCUGGAAACUGCCCGGCUCAAAGACAAACUGAAAAGGAAGAUAUCUGAGGGUUGUGGGACCAAAGGAGCCCCGAAUGAUGGCUCCAAUUCAGCUGGGCCCUCGCUCAAACCUGCAGUUCCCAGAAGCGCCUCCCAGAGGCUGCUGAAUGCAACGCCGCCAGUGCCCCCAAUACAGCGGAGCCCACAGAGGAGUCCUACGCCGCAAACUGCAGGAUUAACAGAGUCUGGCACUCACACCUCUAACCCCAUCACCGAUGCCUUCAUUUUCCCAGAAGGUCCAGACGGACAAUCUCCAGCAUCAGUGGAGUUGCACAACUCCCUGCACCACCUACGCUACAGUACAGAUAAGAAGUGGACAGCACUCGGUGGAAUUGUGAUCCCCCCAAUCUCCAAAUCCCUGGGAACAGCUGUUGAGGUUAAAAACUAUGAGCCGACAGCGGAUCCCUCCUCUUGGUCUCCCCGAGAGAUUCCGGAUCCGAGACAGAACCAAGUGCAGGAAAGUUCCCACUCGGGCAGCGCCCCUGAAGAAAAGCCAAGUAAACCCCUGGAGAGUCGAAAUCUAGAUCCUGCACCCCCCCAAGAUCAGCAGGGUGGCCUGGCCGCAAAGGAUUCUGGGACAUCUAUGGAAUCACAGCCAAUUUCCUUCAGCUUGGGGAGAGAUGGGACACAGUUUGCCCAUUCGGGCGAAGAGGGGAAAGAGAACACAGGAAGGAUAAAUUUCACCAUAUCUAAGUCAGCGCAGGACAAGAUGAGGCUGAAGCAGCUGGAAAUGGAGAAUAUUCUGCAGAACAAAAGAAAGAACCAGCAGCAGCUCUGGGAACGACUUCAGUUUGUGGAUGUGGAGCCUGGGGGAAUCUCCCUGGACUACCCUUCAACCUCUGUGUCCGUCAGUCUGAGCGGUGCUGCAACAAUCCCAGCAGCCUCGGAUAAACGCCGGACCACGGGCAGUUACUCCGCAACCAAAUUUGUGAGUCGCACCUCCCUACCCAGCAUCCCCACUGUGACCCAAGACUGCACCAGCAGCGACAUGCGCCACGCGUCAGCCUAUUCCCUGCCCGCCUACAUCCAGGAUGGCUCAGACUGGGAUUCGGACUCUGAGAAUGGAGGGCAAAGCAUUGGUCCUAUGUCUCACCCUGAGCAAGGGAUGAUUGAAGCCCUACGGCAACUGAACAGCAAAGACUGGGAGCAUAAGGAGAAGGGUCUCGGUAGCGUGAGGUGUCUGUCUGCCUGUCACCCUGACGUUCUCUACUCCCGGCUCCAUGAUGUCUCCACAGCAGUCACCAGAGAGGCCAACAACCUACGUUCCAAGGUGUCCCGUCAUGCCAUUCGGACCCUGGGGGACCUCUUUAAGCACCUAAAGAGAGCCAUGGACCCGGAGGUAGAGGAGAUUUCCCGCGUUCUGCUCCACAAAAUUGGCGACACCAAUGAGUUUAUUCGAGAGGAAUCGGACAAAUCCCUCGGUAGUAUGGUGGAGAAUGCGAGUCCGUCCAAGGCUUUGCCUGCGCUGAUUUCCGGAGGCAUCAGCCACCGGAACAGCUCGGUGCGCAAAUGCACGGCUAAAUACCUUCUCAGUGUGAUAGAGCAGUUGGGGGCAGAGAGGCUUCUGUCAGGUACCAGAGAGAGCACCGAUGUAUUGCUGCGCACAGUGGUCAGACUGAACCAAGAUGGGCAGCAGGACACCAGAUUCUAUGGGCGCAGGAUGUUCUGCCUGCUGAUGGGAAACCCGAAAUUUGAGAGCCAGAUGGAGCGGCUAAUUCCUUCUCAUGAUCUGCGGGACCUCAUAGCCACCAUCAAGCAGAAAGAAGCCAAUGAUACCCUUUCACAAGCCCCUUCUGCCAAGUAUCAGAGGCCCCUCCAGAAGAGCAUCAAUGUGUUUCCCCAGGAAAGCCCAACUCCCGAACAGAGUAGGCCAAAAGAAGCAGAACCAGAACCCCAGGAGUCCCCCGUGCCAAGACGGCAGCCUGUUCGGGCCGCAGAGGUCACAGAGCAGCUCAAGCAUCUCAGCAAAUUACUAACUGCCAAGGACUUUCAGAGCAAAAUGGAUGGCGUGGCCCUUGUGCUGGAAUAUUCCAGGAACAACCCGAAAUUUGUCACCGCUAAUAUCACGCAGAUCUUCGACUCCUUUAACCCGCGGUUGCAAGACGCCAAUAAGAAAGUCAAUCAGUUUGCGUUGGAGUCGGCCAGGCUCAUGAUCCCGCUCCUGAAGGAGAGUCUGCACCAUGUUCUGGUUCCCAUGGUAACGGUGGUGACGGACAACCUGAACUCCAAGCAUUCUGGGAUAUACGCGGCGGCCGUGACGGUGGUGGAUACGCUCAUUGCCAACAUAGACAAUUUGUGGUUGUUGCAGCCAUUUGCCAGCAGAAUCCGCUUCAUCAGCGGCCGAGCCAUGAGUGACAUCACAGAGCGCCUGUCCGGGCUUGUCACAUCUGUGUACCCGCGGAAGCCCCAGGCUGUGGAGCGCCAUGUUCUCCCCGUGCUUUGGUAUUUCUUGUGCAACAUCACGGGCAACGGGGUUUUCCCUGGACGCAACGGCAACUUCAAAGAGGUGGUGGGCAAGUUAGCCAGGACCCUGUAUAGAGAAAUGGGACCCAGCCUGGAGGAGUAUGCUUCUGGCCAACCACAACAUGCCACCAAGAUGCUGGCCGACAUGUUAGCAACACGCCAAUAAAACCGACCGUUCCAGUGUGCCUCAUGUGUGGCCCCCAAUCUCUGUAGCUCUAGUUCAGCAACAACCUCCCCACCAAGGGACCAACAGGUUGUGGCCCUACUGGGACACUAACUAUAUCAGCUGACCCAAGUUGGCAGCGGAAGAUGGAAUUUUCCCAAAAACACCCUUUUUCGUUGUACCCUACACACAUAAUGGAGUAACCAAUGAAAAUGUGGCAAUAAGGAACUCCCUAGGGCCACCAUGGAAAUAAGGGAUAAUGGACUCCUCCAUUGCAACAAUUGGUGGGGGGAAUCUGCGUUAUUCUUAUAAUUUAUUUAUAUUAAAUGAACUAAGAGAAGACUUCAACAUCAACUCAUUCAAAGGGGAGAUAAACCUCAUCUAGAAGUAGGUUUAUUUUUGAUAGGAUAGUUUGAGAGCAAAGGUCUACAACCCUCCGUGGCCUAGCCAAGGUAAACAAAAUGGCAGCCCCCGCGCAUAGGUGCCCGCGGAGAGGCAUUCCAUACCCAAAGUGAGCUGUGCCCUCAUACUGUACUUGAGGGAAAUCCUGCUCACCAACAUGGCGUCUUGUCCCUAUAGCAACUAUAUGAACUAAUCUGUACAUUUAAAUCUAUUUAUUAUAUAACAACUAGAGACAAAUGGGAAUCCGACUGCCUUACCCUUUAACCUGCAGAUUAUUCUUUAUGGAUGUGUAUAGAGGCCAAGACCCCUACACUUAUUCAUUCCUUGGCCUGUCCGUAUGUACUCUAAAAACAGGCUCCACCCACUGAUCCAGUCUUUGCUCCUAACCCCCCAUACUGCAUUGUAUGGAGAUGACUGGAAGGCUCUGCUACUCCAGGCAAAAGACUGCUGAGCACUUUAUUAUAGAGAGUCGGGUUCUAUAUUGUAUUAUAGUUAUUAUUCCAAGAUAAUAUAGUAUCUAGUAGAAUUAAGUCUAAAAACAACUGGACUUUUCUGACAUAUCCCAAGAUAAUGUGAGAGGAACAAUCUAAAUAUCUAGAAGGUAAUGCAUUAGGCACUGUACAAUAUCCAGGCGUUGGCUCACCCUGUGUAUAUACUGUAACAUGUACUAGCAUUAAAGCCAUAUUUUUCUACA
Molecule: messenger RNA, 4277 nt
Organism: Xenopus tropicalis (tropical clawed frog)
Lineage: Eukaryota; Metazoa; Chordata; Amphibia; Anura; Pipidae
Gene: togaram2
Product: TOG array regulator of axonemal microtubules 2
Exons: 20
Coding region: 194-3184 (996 amino acids)
Source: RefSeq, a predicted model, not a curated record